Molecule: messenger RNA, 2466 nt
Organism: Penicillium pulvis
Lineage: Eukaryota; Fungi; Ascomycota; Eurotiomycetes; Eurotiales; Aspergillaceae
Product: putative C6 transcription factor
Exons: 1
Coding region: 1-2466 (821 amino acids)
Biological process (GO): DNA-templated transcription; regulation of DNA-templated transcription
Molecular function (GO): DNA binding; zinc ion binding; DNA-binding transcription factor activity, RNA polymerase II-specific
Source: RefSeq, a predicted model, not a curated record
AUGUCGUUCCACUCAGCUUCUCCAGAAGGAGGGAAUCACUCAUCCAGCGAUAAUUCUCCGAACGGGGUACCUUCUGCAGCCCCCGCCACCGCCCCGCGCCCGUCCCUCGAUUCCGCCAGCUCACGAAGCUGUGUAACCUGCCGCCGUCGCAAAGUUCGUUGUAACAAGCGAUCGCCUUGCUCCAAUUGUGUCAAGGCAAAUGUCGACUGUGUCUUUCCUCCACCGGGUCGUGCCCCACGCAGGUCCAAGCGCCCGCCCGAUGCGGAGCUUCUUUCUCGCCUCCGACGCCUGGAAGGUGUUAUCAAGCAUUUGAGUGAUAAAAACGGCGAGGCGGGCUCAGUUUCGAGUGUUUCUCCGAUACAGACAGCUUCCUCUACUUUUACAUCUACGGCUCCUACCAACACGGCCAAUACGUCACCGCCUGCAUCUACAAACCCUCCUGCCUCCGUCGAUCUCAAAGCUCAGAACGGGGUUUGUCCGUUUGAGGAUAAUGAUCCCAAGAAGCUUGCACCGGGAAAAUUUGAAAAUGAAUUUGGAAGACUGGUCAUUGAGGAGGGCCGGAGUCGAUAUGUGAGCAAUAGGUUGUGGGCCAGUCUUGGAGAUGAAGUCGAGGAACUUCAAGAUAUCCUGGAUCAUUCUUCGUCCGAAGAGGAGGAUGUUCCAUCUCCUGAUUACUCCCAUUCCGGCUCUCAGGAUGGCUUUCUUUUCGGUUACUAUUCCCUAGCCCACUCCCUUCGAGAGUACCACCCACCUCUUCCCAAGGUAUCAAAAUUUUGGGAAAUUUACAACCAGAAUGUUGCUCCCUUGAUUACCAUUCUUCACAAAGCGACCGUCAGAACCCUCUUGAUCGAAGCGGCACAGCACCCCGAAGCCUUGGAUAAAAAUUCAGAGGCUUUAGUAUUUUCCAUAUAUCUGUCUGCCAUUGUCAGUUCAAAGCCCGAGGACUGUUUGGCACAACUUGGAGAAGAUCGAAAGACAGCCGUCAAACGGUAUCGAUUCGCUGUUGAACAAGCCUUGGCGAGGGCAGGCUUUCUCAAUACGCAAAGUUUGGUGCUCUUGCAGGCAGCGAUUCUGUUUCUGAUAUGCAUACGCCGCGAGGAUGAUUCCAAAUUUGUUUGGUCCAUGGACGCCAUCGUUCUUCGACUGGCUCAAGGGCUGGGUCUCCACCGUGAUGGUACCAAUUUCGCAUUGAAGCCAUUUGAGACAGAAAUGCGUCGUCGCCUAUGGUGGCACAUCUGCCUCAUGGAUAUCCGGUCUUCUGAAGAUCAUGGAACCGUUCCACUCAUCCAUGAGGGUAUGUAUGACACUCGACUACCAUUAAACGUCAACGACGAUGAUCUCUACCCCGAAAUGACAGAGGCACCCAUGGAGCGAGAGUGUUGCACUGAUAUGACUUUUACCCUUAUUCGCUGUGAAAUCACAAGUGCUUUGCGACGAGUAGACUAUACCUGUCCCGGCAACCGGUUUCGUAUGGGGGAUACCACUCCAUCUACAGAGCGUUGUGAACGGAUGAUCCAGAUGAUCAACAACCGGGUUGAGGAAAGGUACAUCAAACACUGCGAUAUGAACAUCCCUAUUCAUUGGGCAUCUGCAACCGUGGCACGACUUAUUCUGGCCAAGUUGUGGCUGAUUGUGCACCAUCCCAUGACCCGAAAAGAUCGCUCUACCAACGUAUCUCAAACGAUACGUGAGAGCCUGUUCCUCACUGCCAUCGAGGUCCUUGAGUUUGGGCGUCUGCUCGAAACCGACCCCAAAACAGCCAAAUGGGCAUGGUUAUUCCGAACCAACAUGCAGUGGCAUGGAGUCGCAUUUGUUCUAUCAGAAGUAUGUGUCCGACCCAUCUGUCCUGUUACAGAUCGAGCCUGGAAUGCCGUUCACUCGCUUUACUCGGAUUGGACCAUUCAUGUUUCACAUAAAAAGGGUAUGCUCUGGCGCCCAUUGGACGCUUUGAUGAAACGCGCUACCGCUACUCGAGCCAAAAAGCAGGAAGAGCUGCGAGAAAAGUUUGGACCCAAUCCCCAGCCACCAUUCCAUAAGACUCCCGAUUUUGCACCUACAAAUCACAACACCCUCCCGCAAAUCCACAUGCCCCUGGAUUCGCCAUCCAAUUCCCCUGGUCAAUCGAGACAGCUCUCGAUGCCUAAUGAUCCUGGGAACAUCACUCUUAGCAAUGGUCCAUGGGACGCAUUGCGAAACAUCUUCCCUGAUACCAAUAUCUUAGCUCCAGUUACUCUUGAUAACCCACCAAUGGUAGAUCCAGUCUCUGCAAGUAUUCUGCCCACUGGACUGUCAUUCAAUUCUCCCAUGGGUAUGGGCAAUGCGUUUAUGACCCAGGACAAUACCACCGAAACACCUGCCCUGGACUGGGAAGAAUGGGACAACGUCAUGCGAGAAUUCCAGAUUGACGUCGAAAACGAUACCACGGUCGCAGGAAAUGGUUCCAGUGUCACCGGGUGGUUUGCAUAA